CUGAAAUGUUCCCUCACACGUCCUAUCACCUCACUCUGUUUUCUUCUCUUUCUUCUUUCUUCUCUCUUCUCUCUCUCUCUGCCUCUCUGUGUUGCCUAUGUGACUCUACGACUCGAAUCGUACAGAGCAAUUAGUUCUCGCCGGCGAUUUUAAACCGAUCGCCGAGACUAAAUCAGUUAAUGCGAUCAAACUCAUUAGCUUAAUUCAGCUCCGGCUUCCACUACCACUGCUCCACCUGAUUUUGAUUUCUCCGGCGAUCGCCAAAACGCAUCGUUUAGUGUUUCGUUCUGUUGUUUUUUUGGCGUUUUGAGCUCCGAUCAUGUUUUUGACUUAGUGGUGUGUGGUCCUCCUUGUCGGUCGAUCUCCGCCGUUGAUCGACGGUGAGAGAUAGGGGAAUUGAGCUAGGGGAGUGAAAUCGGAGUCAUGUUGGAUCUUAAUCUCAGCGUGGUGGGAUCGUCGUCGGAGCAAAACGACCUCUUCGUCGUCGGUUCGGUUCCCGGUAUGUUUCCGGAAGGCUCCGGCAGCGCGACGCAAAUGGACGAGUCCGGGACGUCGAACUCGUCCGUCGUCAAUGCCGACGCCUCCAGCACCAACGACGACUCGUCCUCCGCACGCGCCGCCGUGACGACGUUCAACUUCGAUAUUCUCAAGGUCGGUGGAGGAGAAGGAGACGACGUCGUUGUGACGAAGGAGCUGUUUCCGGUGAACAGUUGGCCGGGGGAGGGGCAGGGGCAGCAGUACUCGCCGGCAUCAUCGUCGGCGAGGCACAACUUGAUCGAGCUUGGCGGGCCCGCGGAGGUGAGGUUGGUUGAGCAGAAACAGCCACAGCCACAACCACCGCCACCGCCACCACAACAACCGCAGGUGAAGAAGAGCAGGAGAGGGCCCAGGUCUCGGAGUUCUCAGUACAGAGGGGUCACUUUCUAUAGAAGAACUGGUAGAUGGGAAUCGCAUAUUUGGGAUUGUGGCAAACAAGUGUAUUUGGGUGGAUUUGACACUGCUCAUGCUGCUGCUAGAGCCUACGAUCGAGCUGCGAUUAAGUUCAGGGGAGUUGAUGCUGAUAUCAAUUACAAUCUCAGUGAUUAUGAGGAGGAUAUGAAACAGAUGAAGAAUUUGACCAAGGAAGAAUUCGUGCACAUACUACGUCGGCAGAGCACUGGUUUCUCGAGGGGGAGCUCAAGAUAUAGAGGGGUUACACUGCACAAAUGUGGUCGUUGGGAAGCUCGAAUGGGGCAAUUCCUUGGCAAAAAGUAUAUAUAUCUUGGGCUAUUCGACAGUGAAGUAGAAGCUGCAAGGGCUUAUGACAAGGCAGCUAUCAAAUGUAAUGGAAGGGAAGCUGUCACCAACUUUGAGGCAAGUACUUAUGAAGGGGAGAUGAUAUCUGACGCUGUUAAUGAAGAUGGCAAUCACAAUCUUGAUCUGAAUUUGGGAAUAUCUCCUCCUUCAUUUGGUAAUGGUCAGAAGCAAGGCGAGGGGCAUCUUCAGUUCCAUUCUGGCCCUUAUGAGGGGCAAAAUGGAAAGAAUAUGAGGAUGGUGCCCAAUGCAAAUGCAACAAUGACUGCUCCACCUUUCAGAGGCGUAAUAAUGACAUCAGAGCACCCUCCUUUAUGGAAUGGUGUAUAUCCUAGUUUCCUUCCGAAUCAGGAAAUAGCAAUAGAGAAGAGAAUUGCAUUAGGAUCUCAAGGACCUCCCAAUUGGGCUUGGCAAAUGCAUGGCCAGGUCAGUGCCCCAAUGCCACUGUUCUCUACUGCAGCAUCAUCAGGAUUCUCAUUUACAGCUACCACUCCGUCCGCUGCUGUCCUCCCCGUAAUCCCCUCGAACCAAACCGCCCUCAAUCUCUGUUUUACAUCUUCAGCCACGGCCGCCCACCAUACGUCUCAAUAAAACCAUUAUCACAUUGAAGCGGUGGUAGCCGAUUGCCUCCAUAUAUUCAAAGGGCAUCCACAACAAACUGGCCGGUGGUCCUUCAGAUUCUUUGUAUGUGAUUCAAAUAGAGAUUGAUACAUACACUAGUACACCACCAACUGACUCCAUGUUUAUCAACCACACUGAACUCUAUUUGUAUUUGUUCUCUGAAAUAUGUUAUAGCUGACCUGAGCUCUAAUGUAAAGUUUCAACUUUCAAGUUCUCAUGGUGGCGCUCGUAUUCUAAGACGGUUGCCGAUCUGAAUGUUUGUUUGUUUAAUGUAAACCGUAUAAUGCUUUCCAGCAUAUGGGACACAGAAGUAUUUGUACUUGUCCCAAGUUUAGAAAAGCCAUGUAGAGGAAUAAUUAUAGUUGCUAUAUACUCUGUCCAAAACAAAA
Rosa rugosa (rugosa rose) is the source of this 2303-nucleotide messenger RNA. Its product is annotated as ethylene-responsive transcription factor RAP2-7. The transcript is spliced from 10 exons. The record is from RefSeq and is a predicted model, not a curated record. Gene Ontology annotation, molecular function: DNA binding; DNA-binding transcription factor activity. The coding region runs from base 424 to 1884 and encodes 486 amino acids. Gene Ontology annotation, biological process: regulation of DNA-templated transcription. Lineage: Eukaryota; Viridiplantae; Streptophyta; Magnoliopsida; Rosales; Rosaceae.